This is a messenger RNA of Patiria miniata (bat star), 2057 nucleotides long. Its product is annotated as probable ATP-dependent RNA helicase DDX47. The record is from RefSeq and is a predicted model, not a curated record. The transcript has 13 exons. Gene Ontology annotation, molecular function: RNA helicase activity; ATP binding; nucleic acid binding. Bases 55 to 1413 code for a protein of 452 amino acids. Lineage: Eukaryota; Metazoa; Echinodermata; Asteroidea; Valvatida; Asterinidae.
CGCGCCCUCUGUUGGAAAAUCCACGCCGUUUCUUGCGCAAUAUUAAAAUCCAAAAUGGCAGCCCCCACGAGUAAAACGAGUGAAACGAAAGUUGACGAGGAGGACCACACAGAAACUGAAGAAGAGAGCACCUUUGCAUCACUAGGCGUAGUAGAUGUGCUGUGUGAAGCAUGUGAACGUCUGAAAUGGAAGACCCCAACCAAAAUACAGCGAGAGUCUCUUCCACUCAGUCUGAAAGGGCGUGAUAUCAUUGGCUUGGCGGAGACAGGUUCCGGUAAGACCGGGGCCUUCGCCAUCCCGAUCCUGCAAGCGUUGCUGGAGAGACCCCAGAGACUCUUUGCCUUAGUGCUCACGCCAACGCGGGAACUCGCCUUCCAGAUAUCGGAGCAGUUUGAAGCUCUGGGAUCCGGCAUAGGUGUCACUUGCGCUGUGGUUAUUGGAGGCAUUGACAUGAUGACGCAAGCUCUACAACUGGCCAAGAAGCCACAUGUCAUAGUAGCUACCCCGGGCCGUCUUGUUGAUCACUUGGAAAACACCAAAGGUUUCAGCCUUCGAGCCUUAAAAUACCUGGUAAUGGAUGAGGCUGAUCGCAUCUUGAAUAUGGAUUUUGAAGCCGAGCUGGAUAAGAUCCUGAAAGUCAUUCCCAAGGAGAGGAACACGUAUCUCUACUCUGCAACUAUGACUAAAAAGGUUGCCAAACUUCAACGGGCGUCAUUGAAAGAGCCGGUCAAGGUGGAGGUAUCCAGCAAGUAUGACACGGUGGAGAAACUGCAGCAGUUUUACGUCUUCAUACCAGCCAAGUACAAGGACUGCUACUUAGUGUACAUCUUGAAUGAGUUGGCUGGCAACAACUUCAUGGUGUUCUGCAGCACAUGUAACAACACACAGCGAGUGGCACUCAUGUUGCGCAACCUGGGUAUGACGGCUAUUCCAUUGCACGGGCAAAUGUCACAGUCCAAGAGGUUAGGAACGCUGAAUAAAUUUAAAGGGAAGAGCAGAUCCAUCUUGAUUGCAACUGACGUAGCCAGCAGGGGCCUGGAUAUUCCCCAUGUUGAUAUUGUCGUCAACUUUGACAUCCCUACACACUCAAAGGAUUACAUCCACAGGGUUGGGCGGACGGCCAGAGCGGGCCGGGCAGGAAAAUCAAUCACGUUUGUCACACAGUAUGAUGUGGAGUUGUACCAGCGCAUUGAGCAGCUGAUUGACAAGAAACUGCCGUUAUUCCCCACCGAGGAACAGGAAGUGAUGCUGCUCAUGGAGCGGGUGACAGAAGCUCAACGCUUUGCUAAACUGGAAAUGAGAGACUACGAUGACAAGAAGAAAGGGCGUGGCCGGGGCGGGGAGGAUGACUCGGAGGAUGCGGUAGGCAUCCGCAAGAAGCUGAAGAUGUCUCACAAAGGAAACAAGAGAUAGCGAUAAUGGAAUCGUGUGUACCAUCACUAGGAGGGACAAAUGUUUAUGCUGAUGUUGGGGACGGGUUACAAAGUCAGUAGACAGGCUUAAUAUACACAUGGGUAUAAUAACGUUUUAUAUGAAAAGUCACGUUUACAAAAAGAUAGCUUCUGCAAGAAGCUUUUGCUUCAUGCAAGAAGCAAAAGUAUUAACAGCAACAUGUGUGUCAUCACCAGGAGGAACAAAUGCCCAGUGUCAUAGUCAAGUACUUCUCAAAUUCCAACAAGGAUAGUUUAAGGUAAUAUACAACAGCUUUUGCUGUAAUUUUCAGAAAUGGAUGGAUUGGGGGGGGGGGGUAGUAUUUUAUAGCAAUAUUGUUACACUGACCUGUUUGAUGUUUUGGGUUCAUAGAUGCUGGAAAAACCAAGAAAAGUAAUCAUGUUCUUGUAGUCUGGUUUCCUGACCCCACUUAAGAUGAAACCAGUCCUUCUGUUUCGAGGCGUGUGAUCGCACCCCCACGCCAUCACACGCCUAAAUGCUUCCUGAGAAGUGCCAAUAAUCGCACGCCUGAAUCCCUCAGUACCGCACACCUUGGCAUACAUUUACGGCAUAAUUAUACUUCAUAAUUUGUGAAAAAUAAAGUACGUCGGUGAAGAGAAAACGGC